Hippocampus comes (tiger tail seahorse) is the source of this 2961-nucleotide messenger RNA. Its product is annotated as transcription factor AP-4-like. Lineage: Eukaryota; Metazoa; Chordata; Actinopteri; Syngnathiformes; Syngnathidae. Gene Ontology annotation, cellular component: nucleus. The transcript has 7 exons. Bases 337 to 1335 code for a protein of 332 amino acids. The record is from RefSeq and is a predicted model, not a curated record. Gene Ontology annotation, biological process: regulation of transcription by RNA polymerase II. Gene Ontology annotation, molecular function: DNA-binding transcription factor activity, RNA polymerase II-specific; protein dimerization activity; RNA polymerase II cis-regulatory region sequence-specific DNA binding.
CAGCUGCGCGCACACACGCACGCACACAAUCACAAGGGUAGGCGGAGGCUACAGACAGGGACACAAACACGUAGUAGGCGGAGGCAAGAUGACACGCGCGCGCGCACGCACUCACACGCAUUGGAGGGAACCCCAUCAGCUGUGGACAGCUACAACUUUUUGUUUUUCAACCCCGUUUUUUCACAUCACCGCGCGUCUUGCUUGUGAGUGACUGCUCGAAUAGACUACGGCAACUGUGCGUUUCCCGGUACAGUCUUUGUUUUUUUUCCCCACCGAGGGAGAGAAGUGGGUGGGAGAGAGGGCAAAACACGCGUUUCAGGGGGUGGCUUUGAAAGCAUGGAAUAUUUCAUGAUGCCGACAGAGAAGAUACCGAACCUCCAGCAGUUCAAGAAGACGGAGAAGGAUGUUAUCGGGGGACUGUGCAGUCUGGCCAACAUUCCCUUCAGUCCAGAGACGGCACAAGACCAGGAGAGGCGAAUCCGACGCGAAAUCGCCAACAGCAAUGAGCGGCGGCGCAUGCAAAGCAUCAAUGCGGGCUUCCAGUCCCUGAAAACUCUCCUGCCUCACACAGAUGGGGAGAAACUAAGCAAGGCAGCCAUCUUGCAACAGACAGCAGACUACAUCUUCACCUUGGAGCAGGAAAAGACGCAGCUCCUGUCACAGAACAACCAGCUCAAACGCUUCAUACAGGAGUUCAGCGGUUCCUCGCCCAAGAGGAGGCGAGCGGAGGAGAAGGAUGAAGGCAUUGGCUCUCCUGACACUCUGGAUGAGGAGAAGGUGGAGGAGCUGAGGAGGGAAAUGCUGGAGUUACGUCAGCAGCUGGAUCGAGAACGCUCUGCUCGGAUGCAGCUGGAGGAGCAGGUGCGCUCUCUGGACACCCAAGGGCACCCGGAUCGCCUCAGGGUGAUCACCCAGCAGGUGGACGAGGAGCAUGCGCAGCUCCAGAGCCAGACGCUGUUGAGGCUACAACAAAUCCAAGCGGCAGACAGACCACCUCGCAGUCCAAAGUUGGAGACUUCCCCCACGCCCAUCGCCUCAACCCACCACCCGACAGUCAUCGUGCCAGCGCCAACACUAACCCAGCAACCCCAUCACCACGUCACCGUGGUAACCAUGAGCUCGUCUCUCCACAACAGCACAAUGUCCACGUCGAGACAAAACCUGGACACCAUUGUGCAGGCUAUCCAUCACAUCGAGCGCACUCAGGAGAGGAGAGCAAGCGCAGAGGAGGAGCAAAGACGAGCCGUCAUUGUAAGCCCCGCCCACAUCGCCAUGGACACAGCCUGCUCUGACACCGACACAAACACAGAGGGAGAGGACUGCUCAAUGAACUGAUUGUGCUGUGAACUCACAAACACUUAACACCAUCUCACUGUAAGAUUCCAUCCAGAAGUUUGACUACUUAAAAAAAAAAAAAUCUCUCCAAGCUCCAACUUCCUGUAGUGAAGCGCUUUUCUUUGUUGCUCUCAUGGUUUAAAUUGUCCGACUGAAAAAUACGCAUGUUGGGCGUGCAGAGGAGGCCGGGGGGGCUUCUUGGGGCUGCUAGUCAUCGCUCCGUCCUCCCAGUUUUCCAUUGCACUGACAAUAUUGUGCUGCAAAUUGACAUUUUUACUGUAAUGGAGAACUGAAUGUAAUACGGUAAGCAGCAGCCUGUGACUUUUUGAUUAAGAACGGAGGACUUAAGAGUUGCAAUUUUUCUUCCCCGAGUCUUGUAUAUUUUCUAAAUAAGGCAGGUCACACAGACUUCAUUACAGAAUCGAUACUAAAGAAAAAGAUUUUACUUGAAUAAAUAUAAUUAUCAUCUUAAGCCCUUAAAAUGGAUAUCGAAGAAUAUAAGCUAUUGAACGAUUGACAGUCUGUUCUGUGUUUUGGGAAAUGCAUCAUGACAGGGUUACUGAACUGCAUUCUCUUAUGAAAUCAACUUAAAAAUUAGAUGUUUAUUUGGUUUGAUAAGGAGCCUUUUUUUUUUUUUUUUUGCCUUGAGAUCCAAAAUUUGAGCCACCCAAUAUGCACCUGCUGAAUUAACGCGAGAACGAAAUGUUGGUUCACCAGUGUUGUGGUCACAACUGGCGGGCUUUCUCAGUCAAUCUCGGACAACUUGGCUGAUUGAAACAAUCUUACUUUUGUUAAUAAAAGAUGAAAAUGUGAUGUACUCGUAAAACACAGGCAACGUUAGUCUGCAUGACGAUUUCAUGUUUUCCACCAAAGACUUCCAGUCGCAACUUCUGAUCUUGGUUUAUUGUUUUCAGUGACUAUGCACUUGAGUGUUUGCUAUUUAUGCAAUUGCAUCUUCAGCCAAUUUAUACACGAGGUGAAGAUUACUAUGCACCGUUAAUAGGUGUGUGUAUGUCACACCAACAGUCUAAUUGUGACGCGCUUGUAUCACAGGAGGUCAUUAUCAUUCUUAGAAGGUGCUGUUUACCAACAUGGUGCUCUGCUGUCUAGCACUGAGCUAAACAUUUUCAAAUGUGGCCAGUCAUUUCCACAUGACUGAAUUAGGUUUGUGUGGUUGUGCUGGGAAAAAAUUGAGAAGUCGUUAGUGUUGUAAAAGACACCAAGAUCGCUCACUGUCAAAUUGAAAUACCACAACGGUCCAAAAAUGAGCACUGGCCAAUUCUCGGAAUCGCUUCAUGUUGUGAUUUUUGUUUAUCUUGUCUGGGGGGGUUUCCUUUUCAACUGGAACUCUUGUGUUUCUAUUUCCAAACACAACUUGACGCUGUAAACAUUCCGUGUGUUUGGAGUUGUCUUCAUCUCACUAGUUCUGUUGCAGAUUGAAUGCAUGUAACUAACGUGUUGUGUAACAGGCAGUUUCUUUUUGUUUUGACAAACAUGUUGAACGUGAAAAGGGUUUCGGAAGUAUGUGGACACUGCUGCUCACAAUCUAACAUCAGUGUUCCAUCUGGUUCAACUAGUUUGUUCCACGCAAUGUGGGAAGUGAAGGGGGUUGUUCGUAGUGUCAAA